AUGCAAGAAUUAUUACAUAAAUAUUUACCCUUUUCCCAACAUGACAUCAUUAUAAAGAAAACUGACAUUACUAAAGAACUUAAAGAGAAUUGUGAUGAAAAUCAAUUAAUUUUACAAUUAGCCCGCUUAUAUGUAACAAGUCCUGAACGCAUUAUUCUUUUGCUAUCAACGAAAUCUAUUACUAAAACCUGUCAAGAUGUUUCCGAUGUUUUGCAGCAAAUAAAUCAGACUGUUUCGGAUUGUAUACCUUUGCCGCAGGAUAAUCUUUAUAUGAAACUUUUUAAUGGCCUUGAUUAUUUUAAUUCAUAUGUUUGCCUUUAUAAUCCCAAUACAAGAAGCAACCAUCUCACCAAUUACCAUGAGUGUUUAACAGAACUACGUGAGGAUUUAUACGAUUGUGAGGGUCCACCAGAUUGGUUUGAAAAAUCCAAUGAAGCUGUGGUUUGUCAGUAUUAUAAUGAAAUUAUUAAUUGUAACUAUAUCAAAGCAGCCAUGUUGUGUGGCCUAAAGCCAGCUCUAAUGUUACGUACAUUCUCCGAUGAAAUAAUGAAAAAGAUAGUAACGUUUGUUGUUUGUGUUUAG
Molecule: messenger RNA, 582 nt
Organism: Calliphora vicina (urban bluebottle blowfly)
Lineage: Eukaryota; Metazoa; Arthropoda; Insecta; Diptera; Calliphoridae
Exons: 5
Coding region: 1-582 (193 amino acids)
Source: RefSeq, a predicted model, not a curated record